AUGAGAUAUAAUAGCAUUUUUUUUUUCUUAAUAUUCAAAAGAAUAAUCUAUUUAAGUAAUUUUAACAAUAUUUUAGGCAAUUGUUGUCCGACAGAAUGUUUAUAGUGCAAUGGAAAUAGUUCAUAUUGCCUAAUUUGUGCUUCAGGCUAUUAUUUAAGCAGUAAUAUUUGCUAUUAAUGUACAAAACCUUGUGCAGAUUGUUCAAUUAAUGGAAUCAAUUGUAGUAUAGCAGACUUCUUAAAUUUGAUGUUAAAAUAAUUACAAAUUCUGAUAUCCAAAAACUAAUGGUACUUGUAUUGA
Molecule: messenger RNA, 300 nt
Organism: Paramecium pentaurelia
Lineage: Eukaryota; Ciliophora; Oligohymenophorea; Peniculida; Parameciidae
Source: the annotation of a GenBank genome assembly